Messenger RNA from Durio zibethinus, 1107 nucleotides. RefSeq lists its product as uncharacterized. The record is from RefSeq and is a predicted model, not a curated record. NCBI's taxonomy places the organism in Eukaryota, Viridiplantae, Streptophyta, Magnoliopsida, Malvales, Malvaceae.
GAACAAAUACAGGCAAACACCCAAGAAAUGCGGCAGUGAACUCCCAACCGAUGCUUUUUGCUGGUGAGCUCCCAACCGAUGCUUUCCAUUCCAUCCAAUCCAUACACUUGUCCUCAUCAUAGCCCUCCUCUAUUUUCUUAGAUUCUUUUCAGGCCCUAUAAAAUGGGGCUCGAAUCCGCAUGAAAAUCAAAUCCAUUGCAGUGGAAACUCAUCCUAACUUGCAUUUUAGUGUGCUACUACCUACUGCAACAAAAAACACAAGAUCAUAGCUAGCUAUGGGUGGGAACAAGCAGAAAAAAUCCUUCUCUUUUUUCAGUUUCUUCAAAGCUAAGAAGGGUCAUAAAUAUCAGGAUUAUUCCUAUUCGGCGGUGGAAGAUGUUCAGAGCACAAGAAAGGUGUAUCCUAGCGAUGAAGACAGUACUCUCAGGGUGGUUGCUGAGCCUGGUAUUGACAAGAAAGCUUCCGCUUUCAUAGCCAAUUUCCAUGCAACUCGUGUCUCAGACUCUCAGAAGCAAUUCUUCAUCACCAGGCAGACUGAAAAUGAGGCCGCCCUGAUAUGAACCCUCUUCUCCUCUACACCACUAUAGCUAGAUAGUGAGACUGCAAAUUGUUUCUUAAUUAUUACCAGUUGGUUAUAGUUUGUGAAUGAAAUAUAAACACAUGUUAAUUCUUGUAUCAGUAUAGCUAGAAUUGCUUUUGUUCAAUCAAGUUUCUAUACAUGAUAUUUUCCUUCUAUCACACAAAAUCCAUCCUGAAAGCAUUCGACUUUUUACUUCUUACACUAAUAUUAAUUCUACCUAUGUAUUAUACGACACCACAUAUCAAUUUUACUGUUCCUUGUGUUUGGAUCUAUAUUAACAGAAAAGCUAAUGUGAAAUGCUCAUUUAGAGGAGCAAGCAUAAACGAAAAGUGAAUAGCUUAAGUUGCAGGGGAUGGAUAUAUAGGAUUCUUGUUUUUAGUUGAUUUUGAUUUUGGGAUAGAAUUAAUGUCAUUUUAUCAUUAGCUUCAGUAAGUGAACAUGAUAAAUUAAAACGGAGCUCCAAGGGAAUAAUCAAUUCAAGUUAAUUUAUGAAGACUGAAAACUUAUACCUGCUAGCAGCAGCUUCC